This is a messenger RNA of Astrephomene gubernaculifera, 390 nucleotides long. Lineage: Eukaryota; Viridiplantae; Chlorophyta; Chlorophyceae; Chlamydomonadales; Astrephomenaceae. The record is from the annotation of a GenBank genome assembly.
ACUCUUCGUAAGAAACUACGAAAGAUGUCCAAGCGCACGAAGAAGGUCGGCAUCGUCGGCAAGUACGGAACUCGCUAUGGUGCGAGUCUCCGCAAGGUCAUUAAGAAGAUGGAGGUCAGCCAGCACUCCAAGUACUUCUGCCACUUCUGCGGCAAGUACUCCAUGAAGCGCCAGGCUGUCGGCAUCUGGGGCUGCAAGGCCUGCGGAAAGGUCCAGGCCGGUGGUGCUUACACCCUCAACACUGCUUCGUCGGUGACCGUCCGGUCCACGAUUCGCCGUCUUCGUGAGCAGGUGGAGGCCUAAAUACACCUACAUGUAACGAUUACUCGGCCCCUGCACCAUGGUUCUAUUGGAUCAUUGCAGCCCAACCUGACGAAAGGCUGUGCUCUU